Messenger RNA from Babesia ovata, 5352 nucleotides. RefSeq lists its product as uncharacterized. The record is from RefSeq and is a predicted model, not a curated record. The transcript has 2 exons. Bases 1 to 5352 code for a protein of 1783 amino acids. NCBI's taxonomy places the organism in Eukaryota, Apicomplexa, Aconoidasida, Piroplasmida, Babesiidae.
AUGUCUUUCCUUCAUGGUGUUCUUGAGAGUGUGAAAGAUGAUGAUAACGUUACAACUUAUGAUAAUAAUGAUGCUUCAAAUAAUAUUACUUCAGUUAUUGACACUCUUAACACUUCUGUAGGCAAAGGCCGUGAGGCCUUCGGGGACGCCGUGACUGAGGUGGACAAGGCAACGGGAGCAGUGAAGAGUAAAUUAGGUGAGUUUGUCACUGAUAAAAUAGGUAUGCAUAUUAAAUCGGUUGCAGGUGAGGGAGUCAAGAAGCUUCAAGACCAGUUGGGCAACUGGACCAAGGUGGUCAAGGACAUCCAAACGAACGUCCACACUAUAGAAACACUCCACAUUAAUAACUUAGACAAAACACUUAGAAAUGAUAUUAUGCAUAAUUUUGAACCUGUCAGUACAGCGGUUCGAUUGUUGCUUGACUCUGCUGAAAAUGCUACGCUGAGCCAGCAGAUGAGCCAUGUUGAUGCAGAGUUGGUGGCGCAGGAAAAGAGAUUAGAGAAGACGAUUACGUAUGAAAGUUCAGAGCUUGAAAGGAAACUGAAUGAAGAGUACGAAACUAUAAGACAGCAAAUUAGCACCAUGAGUACUAAAAGACAGCAAGGAAUUAAGGCUAUUAGGGGUGCAAUUGAUUCCGUGAAGGUACAUUUAGGGGUAUUUGACGCGGAGUAUAAGGAGAAGAUUCGUCACAAGUUUCUUAGCUUGAAGGAUGAAAUGACGGAGAUUAUCAAGAAUACAGAAUCCAAGAAAUGUCCACUUGAAUUGCAAGUUGACAAAAUCAGGUCGGAGCUUUUGGAGGUUGGCGGAACGCUGCAGGUACAGGUAGGGAAGUUGGAGAAGUGGAUGAAGGAUGUUAAAACGUUAAUCAAUCACGCAAAAACGAAUCAACUUAAUAAAAUUGCGGAGUUGGAGACUGGAAGAGAUAGUAGGCAUGCAAUCACAGAGACAGCAUUGGCGCUAGAAAAAUGGAAGGAUACGCUGCAGCACCAUAUUAAUAAUGUGAAAGAUGAAUUAAAGGAAAAGGUGAUGAAUGUUAAAACCGAAGUUGACGGUUUGGAAGAUAAACUCAAAGAGGAUUUGGGGAAAUUAAGAGGAGGGAUUAAAACAGCUGUAACAGGGUAUGUGAAAGGGUAUGUCAGUAAAGUGAAGGAGCAAGUUGAAGUAAUAAAGGGAAAGUCUGAGGAUCAAGGACUGCGGGGAUUUGUUAAGCACGUUACAGAGAAGUAUGCGGAGGAGUUCUUGCAGGGUAAGAAAGGUUUUGGAAAUCUUGUGCAGCAGUGGAUUAAUGAUAUUUUGGAGAACGAUAUGUUUGUUCAGAAUUGCUUGGAUGGGUAUUUUAUGGGAAGCAAGAAUCAUGUUACGUUUCAGCCGCCAUAUAAUGAUUGGACUAUCCAAACAGAUUAUAAAGGUAAGACUAAUGGAAUUGCGGAAGCGAUAAAAAACGCGUUGGGCAAAGAUGGUACGAUAAAAAUUACUAACGCUCAAAUUGUACCUGACUCCUCAACCAACAAAAUUCAAUAUCAUGUUAACGCUGCCUACACGUGUGUAAAUGACUUUGCCACUAGCCUCGAACGGAAACUUAAGGAGGGAAAAAUAAGGACCACUAAUGACGAUCUUCUUAUCACUAAUAUAGCAUCGGCUAUUGAGGGAGCUUUAGAAAUGACGCAAGAGUCAGCGGCGGGGAAAACUUCUAAAAGCUAUCUCCAGGCCGCCGUCAAACCCAUCUUAUCAGCUCUACUCUCAACCGCAAAGCAGGUAGCUGAGCAGCUGAAAUCUUUAAUUGGCACGGGAGGCGCCGAGGCAGGAAAAGUGGACUAUGCGUUUGGUACGGCAACUAGCUUGUUUGGUGAGCUUGAGCAGGCCCUCGGCUCCACCGCUGGCACCUAUACCACCGACAAUAGCGUUACUAUUAAAGAAAACAUUCAUGAAAAAUUGUCGGGAAAAGUUGACGAGCAAUUUAAAAAGACGCCCUCGGGUGUUGUUGGUGAUGCUUCAGGCAUAACCGUCGAGACGACAUUGGAGGCGUACACUGGCUACAAAAAAGGUAACGUUGACACCUCCAUCCAAGCUAUCAAAACGUAUGCCGACAGCGGGUUUGACGUCGACAGAACAAAAACAGAGCUUGGAAACUGGUCAACAAGAAUCACACACCAUCUUCACAAGCUCACCAACGAAUUUUCAUUGGUGGGCCAAUACAUUCACAGAUAUUUCUACGAUUUGGAAAAGGAGUACAUAGAUGUGCAACUCACCGAUAUUCGGGCCUCUAUCGGCAUGUUGCAAUAUACCGAGUUGUCUAGCCAAGAAUCCGGCAGAAUACAGGGAGCAAUCGACGCGGCACUUGCCACAGUUAACAGGCUAGAAGAUCUACCUGGCGCGGUAGACAAGGCUCGGGACGAGACUGAUCAAAUUAUGGAGCAUUUGAUAAAGGAGCUUAACGAUAGAGUAGGAGACGUCGAGGUUAAUAUUAAAGAGGCCAAUGACUCACUAAGAGUUGCCAUAGGUAACGUCUACAGCACCGUCUAUUCAGCAAAAGAAAUGUUAGAUGAAGCUAUUAAGACGCUCAACAGAAACAUACGCAAUGCUGCAAAUGAAGCAUUCGAGGAAGUCAGAAGGCAAAUCCAAGCGCUGUUUGCCAGGCAGAAAAUCGCGGACCUAGAAGCUCUUAGAACACUAGUCAUGAGGCAGUCAGACAGAAUAAUGCGUCUAAUAGACGAGGAUGCGAGAACGAGAAUCAAGGGUCUAUUUAAGACGCUGAAUGGUAUUAAUGUUACCGUAGCUGCCAAAACGAUACCCAAAUUUGACGAUCGUCAACCUAAUUUACUAGAACCUCUAAAAACGGAAGCAAGUUCAAAGAACUUUAAAGGACUAUCACAAUCAUUCCAAGCCUAUUUGGACAACAUUUUACCUUACAUUGAGGAUCACGCUAAGAAGCCCUCGCAGCCUAGGAGAAUGACAGUGGGCAAGGCCAGUGAAACUGAAGAGUCCAAGAAAGUGUCGGCGUUGCAAAUUACUCUCGAUACAUUGUUGCAUUUCCUCGAACACUCCAACCGUUACGAUUUGAGAUUUCAGAACAAUCUGGGAAAUGUUAAAGAUGCACUGUCCCGUUUGAUUUCUCCAACAUUCUCGGGAUAUCAGAAUGCUAUAUUGCUUGACACUGUUAAAAACGGCGUAACAUCCUUACUCGGUGAAUUAGAUAAGGUAUAUAUGAAUACUUAUGAUGGCGCAUUGUCCGUUGACUGGACUCAUGAUAUUGUAAAUUCAGAGCGGUGCGCAAAGGUCUUUUUCAGUAUUCUGUCCACGCUUCGCGAAGAAUUGGAGAUGUUGAUAGAUGAAUGUAGCGCUGACUGGAAAACACAUACACUGUGUGAAACGAACGGAGAUAAAGAUAAUCCACUCGGCCAAUUCCUCAAGCGCUCUGGCUACACGGUCGCAAAAAAACAAGACUCCAAGGAGGGCGAGUUGAAGUUCCCUCUGACCAACUAUAAAGGUCAGAAGAUCUAUGACAACCUCCAACGCACAAUUAAUGAUGCGAAGAAGAAUUCACAUCUUACAGCUUGCAAACCAAAUGAAAAGGGAGAGAACUUCAAUGUAUCGGACAUCCUUUCAUGCAUAAUUAAGCAUCUCAACCAAUAUAAUAACGUCUGUCACCUUAAUCACAUUGAUUCACCUAAAUCACCAACCACCGUUAACCAAAUGCUACAGUGGUGCGCCGGGCUGCGUUACCACCGUGUCUAUGAGCCCCUUAAGCAACACCUUAAUUCGUUGUUUGCCAACGACCACUCCGAUUUUUCAUAUAAAAUACACACCCUUGCAGAGUUCGAUUUGGAAGUUUUAUGCAAUUAUUCACACAAAUUGCUCACCAGCAUUCUGGGAACUGGUGAUGAACACACCGUUUAUGCCUCCGACUACCAAAACAAUGCACUAAAUUUUUACUAUCCCUCCACUCCAUCACAGUGCCUUGACAUGCUUCUCGACAUCCUUCGACGUUUUUUACCUACACUCAGAUUCUUACAAAAUCAGUGUCAAUUGCGUGCUAUACAUCACGGUUGGUACGAUUGCAAGUACGGCAAGGACAUAGCUCCAGCCAAAUUGCCAUGUGACAACCACUCACACAGCAAACCAACGUGCCAACCAAGUGACCAACCAAACACACAACCAAAUUGCCAACCUACUUCACCUUUAAUGUCCUAUCUGAACGAUUGUCUUCCUGGUCAUUUACCACAUCAGCUUAGUUCCAUCGGUUGUAGAGCUACAUGUAACACGUGCCCCCAAAGCAAGCCUGGGCAACCAUGCUUGACGCCUCUUGGCUUCCGCGGUUUCUCCGGAAGCACACGGACGGGGAAAGAGCUACGUGAACUUAUAAAAAAAUUCUUCAGUAUUUGCAUUCUUCCACCCUUAUUCUGUAUCGCUCCUAAACCACCAUCCACUCUACCCGAACACAUUUGUUUUGCAAUGCAGCAUUUCGGAGGUUGGCAGACAGGUUCAUCACGAAAUAAGAAUGACCUCCAAUCGGCAUUCGAAAAGUCUAUGAAACAGUCAUCCAUAUAUCAAGUCAACGAUGCCAAUGAACUUUGUGAUGCACUUAGAAAUAUCUAUGGUUCCAAGGGUACCAAUGAGGAGAGCAAAACAUCACACCAAGACGGCAAACAUGAAGACUUGUUAAGCUUAUGCCUUCACAAGCACAUGACUGUGUGUUCCGGCAACGAUUUUUCUUGCGCCCCUUAUAUAGCAUCGUUGUACUUAGAUUCAUAUAAUUAUGCGGCCGGAAGGAAUGCCAACCUAUAUUUGUCAUGGGCUAUCUACCUCCCAUGGACAUUCUGGCAGUUACUUAGCAAUUUGUAUGAGGCCUUUUGUAAUAUCAACUGCCAGGAUUGGGGAUGUCGCAGUUGUUUGCGUGGCGAUAACUGUAAGCGUGGCAAACAUGGUCUCACCGAUGAGAAAUCAGCAUGUGAUUGCUCAUCCAUUGUAAACUGCAGAGGCGUGUCACCCAUAUUGUACCGGUAUGGAUUACGGUUUGGCGCAGCAUGGAAGAUAAAUGACGUUAAAUCGGUGAAACAAUGCUCCGACUUUUGCAAACAACUAAAGAAAGUGCUUGAUUCAAAAUAUUUCAAGGACCUGUUUAGAGAGUGCGACAAUUUCCUAUGCAUUAUCAGAUGGCCAUUUAUGUCGUUAUUAUUAGCCCUCUGGUCGCUGUCGCUCCUGUACCUGCUGCACAUCGCCGUCGUACGCCUCGACGUCCUGAGGAUACGCUCCCACCUGAGAUCACCCGCAAGCCACCGCAUCGCCGCGCAGUCGCUACUCGCCGCCGCACGCGUCAAGGCACUCAACAACGUCAAGUACUUCUCACCAUAA